Messenger RNA from Brenthis ino (lesser marbled fritillary), 1479 nucleotides. The record is from the annotation of a GenBank genome assembly. NCBI's taxonomy places the organism in Eukaryota, Metazoa, Arthropoda, Insecta, Lepidoptera, Nymphalidae.
AUGACAGAAUUUAGCCCUCAAAUGAAACGUGAUGAACAAUUUCCUCUAUUAAAAGUUGAAGGAGGUGGUGGGGAUAGUAAAGUCCAAGCUCCAUCUUCCCCAACUACUACGUCUCCUGGAUGGAAUGUCACGUGUAGUUCAAAACAGUCCUGGUGUAAACGUUGGCCUGAAUUUAUUUCUACUUGCUGGAUGACUAUAAUGUUAUUAGCAAUAUCAAUUUUAGUAAUUUAUGCUUUAGCCAUGAGACCACAGCACCCUGUCGUCAUUGUGAAGUGUAAUGAUACUAAACCAGCGAGUGGUGUAUUUUAUCACAGUAUUUUAUCACAGGAUUAUGUCCCUUUCACGUUUUAUUCUCAAUAUCUCUCGUUCAUGGCGAGAGAAUACCCACUGUUGCGUUUUCAGGUUUAUUUUUUAAUCGAUGACCGCCAGCCAAAACUUAUUAACAGAUUGAUACCACAUAUUGCCGGAUCGUUUAAUACUGUAUUCAAGCAAAAUAAUAAGCGUGAAAUUAGAGAUUUUCAGAAAAGGUUUCAAAAUAUAAAUAUCAAUGUGACAUAUCUAAGCAAAUAUAUGGAAAUGACACCAUUACGAUUUAAGUGGAAAACGAUUCCACGAAGAUACUUAACUUUUUAUGCUAGGAUAUAUGAAAUUUGGCAAAAUGGUGGAGUCGGCUUUGAUCUUGUUACUGUUAACAAUCAGUUUAAUAUUAAUCAAGAUUUAGAUUAUAAAAUUGACGCUAUACUAAAAGAACAUAGUAAAGGUAUAGAACCGGACAAAUAUGCAAAUGUUAUAAAUUCAUUUGAUAAAGAUGAACAAAAUGAAGUAUUUUCAAUGUUUCUCGAUUUCAUCGAUAAUGUUUUCAACCAAACACGUUCAUUUUUCAACGUGAAUAUUAAAAAUAUAGAAGAUAAUUUUGAAAUUAGAACUCAAAGAAAAAAACGUGAAGCUGUUCUUAACAAUAAUGAAAUAGAUUUUAUUAACAAGGACACAAAUUUAAGCAACUACUCAAAUCAAAAUUUUAAUACAGUUUCGAAUAUUACAAUAGAUACAAAGGAAGGAAAUGUGACGAAAAUUAAUAGUUCAAUAAAUAAUGAAAUAGAUUUAAUUAAAAGAUAUGAUGUCAAAGUAAAAAAUAUCUCACUUUUUACGGAGAUACCGAAAGUUUUGUUUUUCUAUGAUAUAUCUACGUUUUCGGACGAAAUUGGUCCGGCUUACCUCAUGCCAGAUAGAGUAAUAAGCUCUGUACCAAAACUUUCUGGCCCAGGAAAACAAAAGCCAAAUUAUCUAUUGUUAAGCCCUGAAGGUUACUUUGUAGCAGCUUCGUCACGACAUCAUCCCUUCCUCGCUCAACUCUUCUCUUCCGGCUGUCAUAGACUCGAUCCGAAAUUCGCGAUUAAAGAGACGCUUUUGAACCAAUGUUCUGGAUUUUUUAGUGAUGAUGUUUAUUGCGAGAAUAUUCGUAUCAUUCAUAACAUUGUU